GCCCUCCCGGCGCUGAGGCGAUGGCGACCAGCCCGCUGCCCAGUCCCACCGACAUCUUGCUGCCCUCACCGUCCAGCGCGUACCCGCCGGGCCCCAUGAACCAGCCGAGGGCCGGCCACGCCGCCAUGAAGCCCAACCAAAUGGGCCAGGUGAUCCUCUACGGCAUUCCCAUCGUCUCCUUGGUCAUCGACGGGCAGGAGAGGUUGUGCCUGGCGCAGAUCUCCAACACCCUCCUUAAAAACUUCAGCUAUAACGAGAUCCACAACCGGCGGGUGGCUUUGGGCAUCACCUGCGUGCAGUGCACACCGGUGCAGCUGGAGAUCCUCCGGCGGGCCGGGGCCAUGCCCAUCUCCUCCCGUCGCUGCGGGAUGAUCACCAAACGGGAGGCGGAGCGGCUCUGCAAAUCCUUCUUGGGGGAGAACCGGCCCCCCAAACUGCCGGAUAACUUCGCUUUCGACGUGUCCCAUGAGUGCGCCUGGGGUUGCCGAGGCAGCUUUAUCCCUGCCCGCUACAACAGCUCCCGGGCCAAGUGUAUCAAGUGCAGCUACUGCAGCAUGUACUUCUCCCCCAACAAGUUCAUCUUCCACUCCCACCGCACCCCCGACGUCAAGUACACCCAGCCCGACGCUGCCAACUUCAACUCCUGGCGCCGGCACCUCAAGCUCACCGACAAAAGCCCCCAGGACGAGCUGGUCUUCGCCUGGGAGGACGUCAAGGCCAUGUUCAACGGCGGCAGCCGCAAGCGGACCCUGCCGCCCGCCCCUCCUGCUCCCGCCGCCUGCCACCCGCUGGGCUCGGUGAAGGCGGCAGCCGCCGUGGUGGGCGGCGGGUUGCUGAACCCGCACGUCCUGGCCGCUCCGCCCGAGCUGCACCAGAAGCGGCCGCGCUUCGAGGAGGACGAGGAGAUGCAGGAGGCCGUGGCGGCGGCGGCACACGGCGGCAAGAGCCCGCGGAGCUAUCCGGUCAUCCCGAUGCCCAGCAAGGGCUCCUUCGGCGGCGUGCUCCAGAAGUUCCCCGGUUGCGGGGGGCUCUUCCCGCACCCUUACAGCUUCCCUGCCGCCGCCUUUGGUCUCUGCCACAAGAAGGAGGAGGGAGGCGGUGGCGGGGCCGAUGCCCUCGGCGGGGAGGCGGCACAAAAGGGCGGAGGGGCCGCGGCGGGCGGCGGCCUCUCGGGGCUCUUCUGGCCGGGAAGGAAGAACGCCGCCUUCUACCCGCCUUUCUGCAUGUUCUGGCCGCCCCGCACACCGGGCGGGCUGCCGGUACCCACUUACCUGCAGCCGCCGCCAGAGCCCCCCGGUGCCCUGGGCUGCUCGCUGAGCGACGGGGCGGGACUGCUGCGCCAGGCCUUCCUGGACCUCUCGGAGCCCGGCGGCGGCGAAGCGGGGACCGCGAGGCUGGGCACCCUGCCCGCUCCCGCCGCCGCCGCUGCCGCGCGGAACCCGCUCUUCGAGUCGCCCUCUGGCGGCGGCGGCGCGGAGCCCGCCUCGCCCGGCGCCUUGGAGGGUGGCGGCGGCGUGCGGGUCCCCGCGCAUCACCCGCACCUGUUGGAGGUGGCGGGCGGCAGGUACCACCACUCCAGCGCCUUCCGACCGGUGGGCGGCAAGGAGGACUCGGAGAGCCUGGCUAAGCUGCACGGCGGCGGCCCGCCCCGAUCCGCUUCGCCGCUGCAGCUGCUGCUGCCGCCGCCGCCCUUGGAGGCGGGUUGCGAGCGGCACCCGCUCCCCCCGCCGUACCCCCCCGCCCGCCUCCUCUCGCCCGGCGGCACCAGCUGCAGCUUCGCCAGCGAGGACAGCAGCGAGGAGGAGGAGGACGAGGAGGAGAAGGAGGACGAGCCCAAGGUAGACGUCGAGGGGCACAAGCCCCCCGAAGAGGAGGAAGAGGAGGAGGAGGGCGAGGAAGAGCCCCUUGGCGGAGACCCCUUGGCGGUCGGCGGCUGCUUCCCGCCCCCCCGGGGCCUGCCGGAGAAGGGCGGCCGGGAGCGCCCCGCCUCCGACUCCUUCCCCUGGCCGCCCGCUGAGGAGAAGCCCGGGGAGGGCCAGGCCCCAGCGCAGCCACCUCCCGCGCCGCCCCAGGCGGGCAGCGGCGGCAGCAGCCCGGCGCACCAUCCCUCCCUGGAGGAGCAGCCCAGCUACAAAGAUAAUCAGAAGAGCAAGGAGAGUAAUCAAAUCAUCUUGUCUACAAAAGAGGACACCUUCUCAGAUAAGAACAAGAAGCAUAAUUUUUUCAUCACAGAUUCAGAGCCUUCAGGAGGAGACUUCUGGAGAGAUAUAGCAGGCGAACACACACAAGAAACCAAUUCACCUCAUUCACUGAAGAAGGAUGUAGAAAACAUGGGGAAAGAGGAACUGCAGAAGGUUUUGUUUGAACAGAUCGACUUACGGAGGAGACUAGAACAGGAAUUCCAGGUGUUGAAAGGAAACGCGUCAUUCCCAGUCUUCAAUAGUUUUCAAGAUCAGAUGAAGUGGGAACUGGCAUACAGAGAAGAAAUGGUACAGCAGCUACAAAUUAUUCCCUAUGCAGCAAGCUUGAUCAGGAAAGAAAAGCUAAGUGCACACCUCAGCAAAAGCUAAAGAAGCACAGGAUCUUUUGCAGCUGUUCCCUUGUAAGUUAUAACCCACCACUCAGAAACCUGACUUGUAUAAAGACUGAGAAAAUGGAAGGGCUUGGGAAUUUAAAGAACAAACAAAACAAAUCAGGUUCCUCUGAACCCAAGGACGAGUGACCUCAAAGCAUCAUGGACAACCAUGUAAAAUAGAAUGUAGCAGCCAUUUAUUAGUAAAAACAAAACAACAACAACAAAUUCCUGUCCUGGAUCUUUUUUGGUAGUACCAAAAUUUAAGUCUUUGUGUUUUUAGAAGGACUACUGAACUUGAUAGAGAAAAUGCUUUUGAUGAAUUGUACAGAUAAGCUGUGAAAGGAACUGCUGAUACUUUUAAUACCACAAACACUGACAACAUCUGCCAGUUCAUCUGUUGCUUUUGAAUAGCUAUUGUUUAUGGAAAGAAAUGUGCGUUUUACUGGAUGGGCCAGAACCACAUUUGGAUGAAUGGAUAGAUGGACAGACGGACAGAUAGAGCAGCAUUAGCCAUACACAGUGCUUUUUACAAAGCAGACUGGAAAUUCUUACACCCCUCUCCCUCAAGUCCUUUCCUCCUCUGGUAUUUUGCCUGCUGUUUGAAUUAAGAUUGUACUCCUCUGGAAAUAUUUUACAAUUCAAUAUUGAGUGUAAUUAAGAAUAUAAUCACUGGUAUAAAAAAAAAGGUAUUUAACUCUGUUGUAGUUUCUUUAUCAUUCAUGUGGAUAAAAAGUCUAUAAUAAAAAAAAAAACAAAAAAAAACCCAAAACUAUGAGAUAAUAGAUGAGCUUCCCUGUAAUUUAAUGCUAUGCUUACUCCACUAAAGAAAAGAACCGGGAAAUUUAUCCCAAAUAAUAUAUUUUUA
This is a messenger RNA of Columba livia (rock pigeon), 3440 nucleotides long. Its product is annotated as SKI family transcriptional corepressor 2. Gene Ontology annotation, biological process: negative regulation of transcription by RNA polymerase II; negative regulation of BMP signaling pathway. The record is from RefSeq and is a predicted model, not a curated record. Gene Ontology annotation, cellular component: nucleus; transcription regulator complex. Gene Ontology annotation, molecular function: DNA-binding transcription factor activity, RNA polymerase II-specific; RNA polymerase II cis-regulatory region sequence-specific DNA binding; SMAD binding. Bases 21 to 2570 code for a protein of 849 amino acids. NCBI's taxonomy places the organism in Eukaryota, Metazoa, Chordata, Aves, Columbiformes, Columbidae. The transcript has 8 exons.